Dictyostelium discoideum AX4 is the source of this 411-nucleotide messenger RNA. RefSeq lists its product as hypothetical. Lineage: Eukaryota; Evosea; Eumycetozoa; Dictyosteliales; Dictyosteliaceae. The transcript has 2 exons. The record is from RefSeq and is a predicted model, not a curated record. Bases 1 to 411 code for a protein of 136 amino acids.
AUGUCAGGUGAUAAACUUAAAGCCACAUUAACAAUUGGAAUUACAGAUAGCGAAUUAAUAAAUUUAGAAUCUAAUGGUAAUGAUAUCACAGAUGAAUAUAUAAAAAAUGAAUUUCAAGAGGACACAAGUAAAGGUGGAAUCAAUGAUUUAUUAAAAAACAUCAUAUCAAUGCAACAAAUUACCAAUGUCGAAUUAACAAAAUUUGUAAAUAAAGAAAAAUCUGAAAAAUUAGCCACAAUUGACCAAACAGUACAAACAAAAUCAAAAAAACAACAAAAUAAAGAAAAACAGCAACAAAAACAGCAACAACAACAACAACAAAAUAAAAAAAGAGUAGAAAAUGAUAAUGGUAAUGGAAAUGAUACAAACAAUGAAGAUGAAAAAGUUGUGAAACAACAAAAAUUGGAAUGA